This is a messenger RNA of Phyllostomus hastatus (greater spear-nosed bat), 1111 nucleotides long. It is a transcript of the gene RIPPLY3, whose product is annotated as ripply transcriptional repressor 3. Gene Ontology annotation, biological process: negative regulation of transcription by RNA polymerase II; embryonic pattern specification. Lineage: Eukaryota; Metazoa; Chordata; Mammalia; Chiroptera; Phyllostomidae. The transcript is spliced from 4 exons. Gene Ontology annotation, cellular component: nucleus. Bases 68 to 598 code for a protein of 176 amino acids. The record is from RefSeq and is a predicted model, not a curated record.
GCUCGAGCGGUUACGGGCGCCGCUGAGUCCCCCGCGCAGCUGGAGGGGCGCGGGCUCCGCGGGCACCAUGAGACCAGAGACGGCGGCCGGAGCCCGGGAGGCGCGGGGUCGCGUCUGUCAUUGCCCCGCGGACGGUGCCCGGAGGCCACCGCCGCCGCCGCCGCCGCGCGAGCCCGAGAGCUCUACACCGUGGAGACCUUGGACCCUGACGCCUCGAGAUGCUGAGCGGACCAGACCUGGAGGCCAGCUGGAAGCUGGGGGCGACCAACAGACUUCUGGAUCGAAGGGGGCCUUUGGGUUUCAGCAUCCUGUAAGGCUUUAUUUACCCGUUUCCAAGCGCCAAGAAUACCUGCAGAGUUCUGGGGAGAAAGUGCUGGCCAGUUUCCCCGUGCAAGCCACCAUCCACUUCUAUGACGACGCGUCGGACUCGGAGGACACAGAGCGCGAGGAAGACCCGCCGCCGCCUCCCCGGGAGGCGCAGGGCUGGGCGGAGGACCGCCCAGGAGGUCCGCGCCGAGAGGAGCUGGUGCGCCCUGGACAGAGGUCUGGAGGACAGGGUAGCUCCCCGGGGGGCGCCGAGUGCUCCUCCUCCAAAUAGGUGGGGUCUCCCGGGCCAGACCUGCCUCGCAUGCCCUCCUGGGGACAGCUGUGCCUGGACACUUCUCAUUUGCCCCGGGUGUGCGUGGGGUCGGGGCGGCCUUGGCUUUGGCCGUCUCUGUCCAGCACUCCAUGUAGGGUGAGGAGGACUCGCGGCUGUCCCUUUUCCUUGGGCCGACUCUUCCCCGGGGCACCCCUGUGCACCACCGGGAGAGGGGUCCAGCGCCAAGGGGACCUUUGCGUCCACACGGGUUCUUAGCGGGCUGGGUGGACUUCCAAAGCGCGGUCAGCGCGGCCACUGCCUCUCGCUUCACCUGAGGCGCAUUAUUUUGCUAUUUCUGCUUUUGUGGAAAAGACACUGUGAGAAGGUUGAUGUGCUUGGGUAGUGGCAUUCUGAAAAACUUAUUUAUCAAAAACAAACAAAAUGCCCUGGCUGGCGUAGCUCAGUGGAUUGAGCGCGGGCUGCGAACCAAAGUGUUGCAGGUUCGAUUCCCAGUCAGGGCACAUGCCUGGG